Molecule: messenger RNA, 2037 nt
Organism: Erythranthe guttata (spotted monkey flower)
Lineage: Eukaryota; Viridiplantae; Streptophyta; Magnoliopsida; Lamiales; Phrymaceae
Product: putative galacturonosyltransferase 12
Molecular function (GO): polygalacturonate 4-alpha-galacturonosyltransferase activity
Source: RefSeq, a predicted model, not a curated record
UUUAGAUUUUAUUAUUUUUUUCUGAGGAAAAAAUAAGUCGGAAAUAAUGCAGCUGCAUAUAUCUCCGAGCUUGAGACACGUCACGGUUUUGCCUGCAAAAGGAUUUAGAGAAUUCAUCAAAGUGAAGAAUGGAUCAAGAAAAUUAUCCUAUCGCAUGGUUUUCUACUCUCUUUUGCUCGUCACUUUUCUUCUUCGGUUCGUUUUCGUAUUAACUGCAGUUGAUACUAUUGACGGGGAAAGGAAAUGCUCGACUAUAGGUUGUUUGGGGAAAAAAUUAGGACCACGAAUUUUGGGAAGAAGAUUUGAAACAGAUGUUCCUGAAGUGAUAUAUCAAGUGUUGGAAAACCCUGCGGAUCAAAACGAAAAACAAUCAGAACCGGAAAUUCAUCAAACACUCGAAGAUUUUAUCGCCCAAAUGAAGGAAGAAAGACCCGAUGCAAAGACUUUUGCCAUCAAGCUCAAAUCCAUGGUAACGUUCCUCGAACAAAAAACGAGAACCGCAAAAAUACAAGAAUACCUAUACCGCCACGUGGCAUCGAGCAGCAUACCGAAACAGCUUCACUGCCUCACUCUCAAACUGGCAAACGAGUACUCCACUAAUGCCAAAGCAAGACUUAAACUUCCCUCCGCAAAUUACGUCCCUGCCCUUGUUGACAACUCGUUUUUUCACUUUGUCCUAGCUUCGGACAAUGUCUUAGCCGCCUCUGUAGUUGCAUCAUCACUUGUUCACAAUUCAUUACAUCCCGAAAGCAUCGUACUCCAUGUAAUAACAGAUGGCAAGACUUAUGCUCCCAUGCAUGCAUGGUUUUCGCUGCACCCUUUGAAACCGGCUGUCGUUGAAGUCAAAGCGUUGACCCAUUUUGAUUGGUUCACCAAGGGGAAGGUCCCUGUAUUGGAAGCCAUGGAGAAGGAUCAAAAUGUACGGUCGAGAUUUAGGGGCGGAUCGAAUGCUAUUGUGGCGAAUAGCACCGAAAAUCCGCGUACUAUCGCUGCAAAGUUGCAGGCGCUUAGCCCGAAAUAUAAUUCGGUUAUGAAUCACAUUCGUAUACAUUUGCCUGAGCUGUUUCCAAGUCUUGAAAAAGUAGUGUUCCUUGACGACGACAUUGUGGUACAAACCGAUUUAUCCCCUCUAUGGGAGGUUGACUUGAACGGAAAAGUCAACGGGGCCGUGGAAACGUGUAGAGGAGAGGAUAAAUUUGUCAUGUCGAAGAGGUUGAAAAGCUAUUUAAACUUUUCUCAUCCUUUGAUUUCGAAAAACUUCAAUCCUAAAGAAUGUGCGUGGGCAUAUGGGAUGAACAUAUUUGAUCUAGAAGCUUGGAGAAGAACAAACAUAAGCCAUACAUACUACUACUGGAUUGAAGAGAAUCUGAAGUCGGAUCUGAGUUUAUGGCAGCUAGGGACUUUACCACCUGGUCUAAUAGCUUUUCAUGGUCAUGUUCAAAUUAUCGAUCCAUUUUGGCAUAUGUUAGGAUUAGGGUAUCAAGAUAAUACCACCAUUGAAGAUGCUCAAAGUGCAGGCGUAAUCCACUUCAACGGUCGAGCAAAGCCUUGGCUGGAUAUAGCAUUUCCGCAGCUGCGCCCUCUGUGGACCAAGUAUCUUGACUUCUCUGAUCGUUUCUUAAAGAGCUGCCACAUCAGAGCAAAUUAGGAGAAAACAUAACCAAAAAACAAAAAAAAUCAUUAGGCUCUUUUUACACAUGCCAAAAUGGAGGGUUCUUCACCGUUACAACGACUUCCGAGCAGAGACGAAAAAAGCCAUGCUUCAAAUUUUGGGAACUCUGUCCGUAAUCCCGAGUUCUUAAACUUGCCACAAUUUUAUAUCAUAUUUUCAACAUCAAUAAUUAAUUUAAUUCUACAUCCUUGAUGCAAAUCCUGGUUCAUCAAAAUUGAGAAAUUACAAAAACGGAAGAACAAAUGUCCGAUAAGAGUAUACAUUGACAUCUUAGGCAACAGUUAUGUAGUUAAUCUACCAAGUGUUCGGAAAACGAAAUCAACCAACAUUGCAAGAUAUCAAACAAUCAUCGUUAUAGUCCAUUG